Laccaria bicolor S238N-H82 is the source of this 363-nucleotide messenger RNA. RefSeq lists its product as uncharacterized. The transcript is spliced from 3 exons. Bases 1 to 363 code for a protein of 120 amino acids. The record is from RefSeq and is a predicted model, not a curated record. NCBI's taxonomy places the organism in Eukaryota, Fungi, Basidiomycota, Agaricomycetes, Agaricales, Hydnangiaceae.
AUGACGAAAGUCUCCGCCCUCGACAACUGGUAUCCCCUCAACAAAUGGUUUCUGAGAUCUAAGCUCAACGAACUGUCUCCGCCCUCGACGACCUGUCUCCUCCCUCUACGACCUCUCUCUUCCUUCGACGACCUAUUUCCGCUUUCGACGAACUGUCUCCUCCAUCGACGACCUGUUUCCGCCUUCGACGAACUGUCUCCUCCAUCGACGACUUGUUUUCGCCUUCGACGAACUGUCUCCUCCAUCAACGAUCCUCCUCCCUCCUUUGAUGAAUGCCUUUUGGCUUCCCCCCCUAUUAUGAUGAAUGGUCUCGGCCUUCCCCCUACAGUCUCAUCCCUCCUUCGACAAAUGAUCCCCUCUUGA